GGGAAAGAGUUUAGUUUUUCUUUGUUACUUGAAAGUAAAAGAACAACAAUGGCUGCUAAAGUGAUUUCGCAAGAAACCUUCGAUGAUGUCGUCAAAGAGAAUAUCAUCGAAUUUUCAAUGGACCCCGAAGAGGCUAAACAGGAAACCAUCAAACAAUUUGAAGCUCAGGGAAUUAACUUGGCAAACAUCAUUAAAGAUUUGGAUAUCAAUACGGACACUGGAAAGCCCAUACUCAAUGAGACAAUAGACCAAUUAAAACUGCAUUUGGAUGAAAAAUCCACAGACAAAGAAAAGUUAAUCGACCUGCUAAAGGUUAUUGAUGCUGAGUGUCAAAAAUCUAUACCACAUCGAGUGUUGGCUGCAAAGCAUGAAACCCACACAUAUAUUUUGAAAAUAUUAGGUCAGCAAUUGGAAACCGCAGAUGCCCUAACGGACACAGACCUAUUAGAGACUUCACUGAAGACAUUGAAUAGCCUCUAUCACAUUCAACCCGAUAUAUUCGAUGCCACAGCAUUGACCUAUGUUAAAGCAUUGCUUGAUCUAUUUGCCACAAAGGAAAAGGUUAUUUCUCUGACACUACAAUGGCUGCAGAAGUGUUGUCUGAUGCACGAAAUCAAUCGUCAGAAUAUAGUGAAGGCCGAUAUUGCCAAACACUUGAAACCUUAUGUGACCAAGGAAAACGGUAAGGUGUUGCGUGAUGUAUUAUCUGUUUUGCGAUUUUUGGUUUUGGACGAUGACAUACGUGUGGAAUUUGGUUGUGCCCAUGAGCAUGCUCGACAACUGGCCGGAGAAUUUAUUGUAACACUGACACAGCUGCUGGGCGAAUUUCAAGAUGUUAAUAUUUUAGCUGAUCUAAUGCUUACAAUUGGUUCGCUGGCCGUGCGUCAAGAGUUUUGUGUUGCAGUCGAUGAGGCUGGUUGUAUUAAGUUGGUGCUGCAAGCUAUGAAUGAUAAUAUCAACUCUGUACGCUUAAAUCGAGAAGCUCUUAAACUUUUACGUGCCUUGGCUGGACACGAUGCUGUUAAAAGCCACAUUGUUCAGGGAGGUGUGGCACCCAUCCUAAAAGAAGUGAUUCAAACACACAUGGCCAAUGAGAAUGUGGUCAGUGCCGCUUUAGCCUGCAUCUCCACACUAACGUUGCGUGUCAAAGAUAAUAGUAAAACAUUUUUUGACACUGGUAUAGCAGAGACUAUUGUUGAAGCUGUAAGACGUCAUCCCAAAAAUAAAAUUGUACAGCGUAACGGUGCUUGGGCUAUACGUAAUAUGGUCUCAAGGUCUAGAGAACAAUGCGACACUUGGCUAUCGUUUGGUGUUGAAGAUGUACUCAACGCUGCCAUGAUCGAACAUCCAUCUGUUGUUACCGAUAUUAAGGCAGCAUUACGUGAUCUUGGUUGCAAAGUUGAACUAAAAGAAGAAUGGACUGGUACUGCCGAAAAGAAAAUUCUCAAAUGAAAUUGAGGG
Musca vetustissima is the source of this 1461-nucleotide messenger RNA. Its product is annotated as armadillo repeat-containing protein 6 homolog. Gene Ontology annotation, biological process: hematopoietic progenitor cell differentiation. The record is from RefSeq and is a predicted model, not a curated record. Bases 49 to 1452 code for a protein of 467 amino acids. Lineage: Eukaryota; Metazoa; Arthropoda; Insecta; Diptera; Muscidae. The transcript is spliced from 5 exons.